This is a messenger RNA of Aplosporella prunicola CBS 121167, 3132 nucleotides long. RefSeq lists its product as uncharacterized. The transcript has a single exon. Gene Ontology annotation, molecular function: phosphatidylinositol-4,5-bisphosphate 5-phosphatase activity. Gene Ontology annotation, biological process: phosphatidylinositol dephosphorylation. The record is from RefSeq and is a predicted model, not a curated record. Lineage: Eukaryota; Fungi; Ascomycota; Dothideomycetes; Botryosphaeriales; Aplosporellaceae. The coding region runs from base 1 to 3132 and encodes 1043 amino acids.
AUGGCCUCCAACCCGCCCUCCUCGUCGGCCUCGUCCGACCUCGACCAGCACAUCCCCGGUGCUUUCCCCAGCGCUGCCGUCUCGUCGAGCACUCCCCAAAGCCUCAACCAAGCUGUCCACAACCGCCGCGACGAGUAUGUGCGCUCCAAGCGCAUCCGCAUCAAGGUCGGCACCUGGAACGUUGCCGCCUUCAAGGGCACCGAGAAGGACGUGGGCGGCUGGUUUGUCCAUGGCCGGGGCGUCGAGGAGGCAUUGGCUGGCCUGGACGUGACGGAUCCCAACCAGCCUCACGACAAGCCCAUCCCUGCCGAGCCCGAGCAUGUGAAAGAGAAGGAAACCGUCGAGGAGCAGGAGCGCAGGCGGUCCAGCAACGCCUCCACGCUGCCCGAGAACGAUGCGCCGAGCCUGCCAGGCGGCGAUGAAAUAGGCAUAUACGCGCUGGGGCUACAAGAGGUAGUAGACAUAAAUUCGGCCACUGAGGCGCUACGGCCCUACUCGGACCCCGCGACCGCCGCCAAGUUCAGGGCCGCCAUGGAGAGCGCCAUGCCCAAGGGAUAUCGCCUUGUCGCUGAACAGCAGUUGAUAGGCCUGCUUCUCCUUGUUUAUGCGUCCCCCUCCGUGGCGCCCGAGGUGCGCUCAGUCAGCACAACAAGCGUCGGCACUGGAUUGAUGGGCUACAUGGGCAACAAAGGAGCUGUCACCGCGAGACUGGUUUUGGGCGAAACCACCCGCCUGGUCUUUAUAAAUUCCCACCUGGCUGCGGGCGCGGACAAGACAGCGCUGGAGCGGCGUAAUUGGGACGCCAACCAGAUCCUCACACGCACCAAGUUUGACCCCAUAGUUGACUCAUCGGGCGUGGCGCAAGCCAACGGCGAGAGCAUCGCUGAGGCGGAUUUUGCAUUCUGGUUCGGUGAUCUCAACUACAGGCUAGAAGGCAUGCCGGGCGAUGAUGUCCGCAGGAUCCUAAUGCUCCAUACACGCAACGAAUACGAUUUGUCCCAGCGCACAGCUGGCCUGAUCGAGAAAGAUAUCGCAACUUCAGGACGCAGAUCGAGCGAGACGACAGAUCGCACAUCCGGGCCUUCCUCUUUCUGCAACGACGACAGUUCGUCACUGGCCGAUCCUUCGACGUUUGACGACAACGACGCCGAAGAGCUGCCGGCCGAAUUCGACCCGGCUUCACUACAGACGACGCUCGCAUCUCUGCUUCCCCAUGAUGAAUUGCGGCAACAGCAGAGGAAGGGGAAAGCUUUUGCAGACUGGCGUGAAGGAGACGUAGAAUUCUUACCUACCUACAAGUAUGAUGUGGGCACCGUGGGCGUGUUCGACUCGAGCGAAAAGCGCCGUUGCCCUAGCUGGUGUGACCGUAUCCUUUACAGGACCCGUCGGGACAGGCUGGCCCAUGAAAACAAAAUUAAAGAGGCGGAAGACUCGAAGAAGCGGGACGAGGACAUGAAAAAGCGGGGCUUGGAGUCGACUUCUGAGGAAGUCCUCUUCGAGUAUGACCCCGCCACUGAUGGCGACGAGAACUACGACGAAGCUCGCGAUUCCAGAGAAGAUCCGAUACCUGUCGAGACAAAGGAAGGGUUCGACGAUGAACUGCAGCUGGAGUACUACACAGCGCAUCAGCGUGUUCUGUCCUCGGACCACAAGCCCCUCGAUGCAGUCUUCAUUCUCAAAUACGACUCGGUGGUGCCUGAGCUCAAAGCCCAAGUUCAUCAAGAAGUAGCACGGGAGUUGGACAGAGCAGAAAACGAAGGGCGCCCGGGAGUCACGUUGAUUGUUGACAAGGAGUUUAACAAGCGAGAAAGCAGCGAUGACAGCAAAUACGAGGGCGUCAAUUUUGGCAAGGUCAAGUUCUUGGAGGCUAAGCGACGCAUGGUCACCAUUGCCAAUACGGGACCUGUCGCGGCGAAUAUCAGUUUCUUUGGCCAGCCCGGCGCCGAGCAGGGCGAGGUAAAGCCGCCAUCUUGGCUUUCUGUCCGCUUCGACCGCGAUCCAGACAAGACCACGGAAGCUUCAAUCCCGGCAUCCUACACGCUGGAGCCUGGUGACGCAUGCAACAUCGAACUCAUCUUGAAAGUUGAUGAUACUAAAUUUGUGCAAGGUCUCAACGAAGGCACAGCGCAGCUCGAAGACAUAUUGGUGCUGCGCGUCUCUGAAGGGCGCGACCACUUCUUGCCCGUACGAGCCAGCUGGCUGCAGUCCAGCUUCGGGCGCUCCAUCGACAAGCUGAUACGGAUCCCGGAAGGCGGGAUCCGCAAGCUCCAGGGUCAGCGGCCGACGGGCGAUAGCAGCCCCGUUUCGGGCAAAGACGCCGGGGUAAAGUGGUCGGCGCCCCGGGAACUGUUCCGGCUGACGGAGGCUCUAGAAGACCUUGUCGAGCGCGUCGUAGCCGAGUGGGAUAUGACCGAGCAUCCCGACGGGGCGGCGCCACCGUGGGAGGUGACAGGCGGCAACAGCGCCAACGGCUGGCCUUUUUCGCCCGAUACAUGGAAGCUGAAGGAAGACAAGGCUCGCGAGAGCAUCAAGUGCGACAUUGCCGACGCGCUCGACGCCGACUUGGCCAUCGAGACGGGGACGGCGUUCCAGCCAGAUACGCCCAUGUUGUUGCGGCUAGAGUGCUUGGCGGAGAUGCUGUUGCUGUUCCUGAACAGCCUGACAGAUGGGGUAGUGACGGAAGAGCAGUGGGCACAGCUGGAAGCAGGAUACGAGGACCAAACACGAACACGACGGACGCUGAACCGCGAGGAAGAGCGGGCAUGGGUGCUAGAGGUGAUGGCUGGGGCGCCGAACCACAACGUGUGCUUUGUGCUUUUGACGAGCAUGGGGGCACGCGUGGCGGGCGAGGUCAAGCAGGCCAUGAAGCCAGUAAAGGCGGGGGCGGCAGCCGGGAACCGGCUCAGCCGGACCUUCAGCAUGGGGCGGGCACGCAGCGCCAGCGAGGUGCAGCGGGCGCAGACAGAGGCGCAGCGGCGACAAGCCGUGGAGCGCGGCAUCGCGGGGUCGCUGGCCGAGGCCAUGGUGCGCGUGCCGGUAGCCGUGGGCAGAGAGCGCGAGCGGAUGGUGCGGCGGCAGCGGGCAAGCCGGUUGGUCGAGGUGUUUGUAGGCGAGGGCGAGACGGCCUUGUGA